UCAAACUCACAAAAAAAAACCAAAACAGCAACCAAUUAACAAGCGAUCGAACACCAGCGCCGCUGAAGAAGACGACGGCGACGAGGACUACGGCAUGGGCAACAGCCUGCGGUGCUGCCUGGCCUGCGUGCUCCCCUGCGGCGCGCUCGACGUCGUCCGCAUCGUCCACCUCAGCGGGCACGUCGACGAGUUCAGCUGCCCAAUCACCGCCGGCGCCGUCCUCGCCGCUCACCCCAACCACACGCUCACCACCGCGUGGUCCUCCGCCGGCGUCGGGUGCCCCACCAAGAAGCUCGUCAUCGUGUCACCCGACUCCGAGCUUAAGCGCGGCCGCAUCUACUUCCUCAUCCCCUCGGCGACCCUGCCGGCCGACAGGAGGAAGAAGAACCGGCCGAGCUCAUCCAAGAAGAGCAAGUGGCCGAGCCACCAACACAAGAGCAGCGGCGCGACGGCCGCGAGCACCGCGGAGCAGGACAACUACCUGAGGGAGCUGCUGUCGAGUGGUCACCGGAGGCGGCGGAGCGGCAGCCGUGUCGGCGUAUGGCGGCCGCAACUCGAGAGCAUAGUGGAGGAGACAUCGGAUUAGCUAGGGAGCUCGAAGAGCUCUCUUCUCUCUUCUUCUUCCAAUUCUAUAUAUUCUUUUUGGUUUUCUUCCUCAUCUUCCGAUGUGAAUACCUCGAGCGACAAGGACAUUUCCAGUUCUCACCUUCAAUCCGUCGACGCAUGCAGUUUCUAGCUCGGGAGAUGAUGGGAAAACUGUGACGGAAUAAAUGUAAAAAGAGCCCCGACGGCCCAACCUGUACAAAGAGAUUUGGUUGUGUUCAUUGAAACUUUCUAAAAAAUAGCUUGUU
Molecule: messenger RNA, 851 nt
Organism: Oryza brachyantha (malo sina)
Lineage: Eukaryota; Viridiplantae; Streptophyta; Magnoliopsida; Poales; Poaceae
Exons: 1
Coding region: 95-586 (163 amino acids)
Source: RefSeq, a predicted model, not a curated record